AUGGGACCAGACCAGGUGAAGUCCCUGGUUGAAGCCCUGGCCUCGGACCAGGUCCAGCUGGUCUCACUGCGAGGAUGUGGGCUCUCGGACCAGGACUGGACCAGAAUCUGUGGGUCUCUGAUCCAGACCCAGUCUCUGCUCCAACUGAACCUGAGUCUGGGGGUGGUCUGCAGUACAACCCGGACCCAAGACCUUUCCAGAGUCCUUCUCCGGAACCGCAGCCUCAACACUCUUUUUCUCCAUGGUAACAUGCUGUCGGGUCCCGGGUCACUGGUCUUGUUUCGGUCCUUGGCCGUACACCCAGCUCUACUCAGUCUGGACCUGGGAGAUUGUUCUCUGUCGGACCGAGAACUGGACCAUGUCUGUGGCCUGCUGCCCCCAGAUGGAGCCAAGCCAGGUCUCCAGGAGCUGUCCCUGUCCUCUAACCCGGCCAUCAGCUCUCGCUCCUGGACUCGUCUCUGUGUUGCUGUGGCUCACAGCUCCAGACUACGGGUUCUGCGCCUGGACUUCAAUCCACUGGGAGACCGUGUUGCUGGGAUGCUGGCAGUUGCCGUGGCGUCAAGCCGAACUCUACAAACACUGGACCUGGAAGGAACUGGACUCACAGAGGUCUCAGGACAGGCCUUCCUGGACCUCCUGCUCCUCUUUCCCUCCAGUCUCAGAGUUCUGGUUCUGACUGAAAACAGAAUUAGCGCCGAAGUCCAGAGGCGGGUCCAAGAGCUGCUGUCCGAGAGAGACGAACCAAUCAGAGAGGAGCAUCCACAGCAGCAGCCACUCAGAGCACGAGUCUGCCAGCCAGGUGGCGCUCACACAGUUCUGCUGACAUCAGGACUUGGAGACAACCUAUUGGACGAGACCGAAAUGUGA
This is a messenger RNA of Knipowitschia caucasica, 867 nucleotides long. Lineage: Eukaryota; Metazoa; Chordata; Actinopteri; Gobiiformes; Gobiidae. The record is from the annotation of a GenBank genome assembly.